CUGGUCCUGUGUUGUGUGUCAGGUUGUGUUCCAGACUGGUUGGACGGGACUCUGGUCAGAAACGGUCCUGGUUUGUUCUCGGUGGGAGAGACUCGGUACAAUCACUGGUUCGAUGGACUGUCCCUGAUCCACAGCUUCACCUUCAAAAACGGUGAGGUGAGCUACAGGAGCAAGUUCCUGAAGAGCGACACGUACAAGAGGAACCUGAAGGCCGAGCGCAUCGUGGUGUCCGAGUUUGGGACCAUGGUUUACCCCGACCCCUGCAAGAACAUCUUCUCCAGGUUCUUCACUCAUCUGUCCAACGUGAUCCCAGAUUUCACGGACAAUAACCUGGUGAACAUUAUUCGAUACGGAAAAGACUUUUACGCCGCGUCUGAAAUCAACUACAUCAACGAGAUCGACCCGGUCACCCUGGAGACCGUCGGCCGGACAAACUACAGGAACCACAUCGCCCUGAACCUGGCCACGGCUCAUCCGCACUACGACCGCGAGGGGAACACCUACAACAUGGGCACCGCCAUCAUGGGCCUGGGCAAACCCAAAUAUGUCAUCUUCAAAGUGCCGCACGACGCCUCAGACCCGCAGCGUAAGAAGCCGGCUCUGAGGAAGCUGCAGCAGGUGUGCUCCAUCCCGUUCCGGUCUCUGCUCUUCCCGAGUUACUUCCACAGUUUUGGGAUGACGGAGAAUUACAUCGUGUUUGUGGAGCAGCCGUUUAAACUGGACAUGGUCAAACUGGCCACGGCGUAUUUCAGAGGAGAAAACUGGGGCCAGUGUCUGAAGUACGACCACGACGACACGACGUUGUUCCACGUGGUGAACCGUCACACGGGGAAGAGCGUCUCGACCCGGUUCUACGGCGCCGCCCUGGUGACGUUCCACCACAUCAACGCGUACGAGGAGGAGGAGCACGUGGUGUUGGACCUGGUCUCCUACAAAGACACCAACCUGUACGACAUGUUCUACAUCGACAACAUGACCCAGGACACCGACAAACUCAUCGAGGCCAACAAAGGCUUCAGCCCCCCGGUGUGCGACCGCUUCAGCCUGCCCCUCGGCCUCACCCAGGAGUCAGACAGAGGAGUGAAUCUGGUGAAGCUCAAAGACACUUCAGCCACAGCCGUGAUGCAGGAGGACGGAUCUGUGUUCUGUUCACCAGACCACAUCUUCCAAGGUCUGGAGCUUCCGAGAAUAAACUACGACUUCAACGCCAAGAAAUACAGAUACGUGUACGGAUCCAGAGUGGAGUGGUCCCCCCAUCCCAACAAGAUUGCUAAAGUGGACAUAGAGACUCGCACUCACCUGGAGUGGUUCCAGGAGAACUGUUACCCGUCUGAACCGGUGUUUGUGCCGUCGCCCGGGGCAACGGAGGAAGACGACGGUGUGAUCCUGUCGUCGGUCGUCUCUCCUGACCCCGCCCUCCCUCCCUUCAUGUUGGUCCUGAACGCUCGGACUAUGGAGGAACUGGGACGAGCCGAGAUCCCGGCCCAGAUCCACAUGGACCUCCACGGGUACUUCAUCCCAGCGUCAGAGACCCACUGAGACCAGGACCAGACCGGGACCAGACCAGGACUAGAGCAGGACCAGACCAGGACCAGACCGAGACCAGACCAGGACUAGAGCAGGACCAGACAGGGACCAGAGCCAGGACCAGAGCAGGACCAGACAGGGACUAGGGCAGGACUAGACCGGGACUAGAUCAGGGCUACACCAGAAUUCGUGCAGGAUUAAUUCAGGACUAGACUAGGACUAGAUUGGGACUAGAACGAGACUACACUGGGACUAGAGCAGGACUAGACUGUGACAAGACCGGGACUAGAGCUGGAUUAAACCAGGACUAGGGCAGGACUAAACCGGGACUAGACUGGGAUUUGACUGUGAUUACAACAGGAUUAAACCAGGAUUAGGCCAGGACUAGACCAGGACUAGACCAGCACUAAACUGGCCCUAAACCAAAACUA
Boleophthalmus pectinirostris (great blue-spotted mudskipper) is the source of this 1958-nucleotide messenger RNA. RefSeq names its product beta-carotene oxygenase 1, like (gene bco1l). The transcript is spliced from 10 exons. The record is from RefSeq and is a predicted model, not a curated record. Gene Ontology annotation, biological process: retinal metabolic process; carotene catabolic process. Gene Ontology annotation, molecular function: beta-carotene 15,15'-dioxygenase activity; carotenoid dioxygenase activity. The annotation marks the transcript as partial. NCBI's taxonomy places the organism in Eukaryota, Metazoa, Chordata, Actinopteri, Gobiiformes, Gobiidae.